This is a messenger RNA of Oikopleura dioica, 1101 nucleotides long. NCBI's taxonomy places the organism in Eukaryota, Metazoa, Chordata, Appendicularia, Copelata, Oikopleuridae. The record is from the annotation of a GenBank genome assembly.
AUGAUGAAGGGGCAACAGAGAAAAGCGCUGAAAUUUGAUGAUGUUCUUGGAUGGAAAGACGAUUUGGCGGAAAAAGGUCAUUUGAGAGAUGAAGUCAAAACCGUUGUCCUCUUCAUCACUACCCGUGGCGAACAGUGCUGCUCGCCUCUUUCUCUCGCCGAAAAAGCUAGAAUUCCUGAGCUUGAAUUCGUCUCCCUCGCCAUCGGAAACCAACCACCAAAGAAUUGGCAAGAAGCGUUCAAAUUCGUCCCCGAAACAGACGAAGAACGACUUGAUCGACUUCUUGGAACGAAAACGUCUUCGACAACAGAAACAGUCGUCGAAACAGCAGAAACAGAAUCAGAAAGCCCCGAAAUCGCAGCUCGAAAAAGGAGGCGCCGAAGUUCCGAAAUCGUCGAACAAGAAAAUGAACGGACCAAACGAGCUGGGCAGAUUUAUGCCAGGAGAAAUGCGCUUGAUUACAAAGAGGAUGAAAAGGUCGACUUUUUCUAUCAAAUGGAAGAUUUGAACACGACUUAUCACCAUCGAAUGUCCAAAGUUACCCAGCUUAUUUGCCAUGCGAAAGAAACUGAGACUCGUUAUUUCUCAAUCCGUGCCUGCGACAAAGCCGGCAACUGUGGCAUCCCCUCUCCGCUCGCCCCAGUUCGAGUCACCCUCUACUACGAUUCCAGUCUGAGAAACAUGCCCGAACUUCCGCAGAAGAACGAACUCACUGGUGGAGACAAGGAUAAACAACAACAAACUGGUGGUGUGGCCUUCCUCUUCGGUUCGAGGAAAAAGAAAAAUCAGGGCAAAUCAAAAGGUGCCUCCAAAGCUGGUUCUCGCCAUGGAUCUGCUGGGAGGAAAGCGUCGACUGGGAAGGACAAUUCUGACAGAAGAUCGAUCCGCUCUGGAAAAUCAACUGGAAACUCAGUCUCUGCUGUCAAGGCAAAACAACGGCUGGCAAGUAGAAGUGGCGGAGCCGGUGCUCAAGUCAAAGGUCGAAAACAGUCGAUAGCUUCAAACACUUCAAGCAACAAAAGUGGCGUAAGAAGAGGGCCAAAAGCAAGUACAGUCAAGCUCAAGGCGAAGAAGCGAAACCAAUCGACGCUAAACAAGUAG